GAGAGAGGGAGGAUGCUGCCAGCGGAAAAUGGCUGCUGCAACCUCAAGCCUAUCCUGAUACACCGAAACGACAUCAAGGUGGAGAGAGAGAGACGGAGAAAGAGAGAGGAAGAUUAGGAAAAUGAGAGCAGAUGGAGGGAGAAUGUGAGUGAGCCUGAGUGUUUCCUGAAAGGAGGAUUAAAAGAAGGGAGAGAGGAGACCCUGGGGUGGGCUGCUGCAAGCGGCGGGCAACACCGAGCCAUGGAGGGCGAUGUGCGUGUUCGUGCCGUGGUGAUGACACGUGACGACUCCAGUGGCGGUUGGGUGCCCCUUGGAGGUGGCGGCCUCAGUCAUGUGGUCAUAUGUAGAGGGCGGAGUCACGACGGCAGGGGGCGGAGAGAGUACAUCAUACGUGGAGAAAGACUGCGAGACCGAGCACCGGUGUUGGAGUGUGCAGUGCAAAGGGGGUUAGUGUAUAACAAGGUGAAUCCCAUCUUCCAUCACUGGCGAGUAGAAGAUCGAAAGUUUGGCCUUACAUUCCAGAGUCCUGCUGAUGCCAUUUCCUUUGAGAAAGGACUGCAGACUGUCAUAGACAAGCUUGACAGAGGCUCUGACUCGCCCUCAUCCUCCACUCCAGAAGAAGCAGACACUGAGGAUGAUGGACAAGCUUCCCAUACAGGAAGUGAAUCUUCAUCCAACAGCAGAAAGGAGAUGCUUCCCAAACCCAUCACCAUAGUGACAAGUGAGUCUUCGUCUACCUGUUUCGUGCGGCCGGAGGAGUUUAGCUUUGGAUCCAGCCAUGCUGUUACCACUCACACACCUGCUCAGAUCCACACCAGGCCCGGACAGCACCAGCUCUCACAAAUGACAACUGUGUUGAAUCCCCCAGCGCCCCCACCCCCACCCCCUGCUCCACCUACACCUCCUGUUGGUCCCCCAGCCUCAUCACCUCUGUCCCCCCUAUCACCCACCAUUUCGCUGCUAGAGGAGGGAGAUCUGCGCAGUGUGGACCCUUGCAAAGAUCUGUGGGGUUCUCGAGGUUAUGAGGAUUACAGACGCGCAGGGGCAACAAGGACUAUGGUUGGGGGGCUGACGGGCGGCGUGGUUGUUGGUGGUGGAGGAAGUCUGCAGGACAAGUCAGAGCUGUGUGUGGUUCGCUUUGAGAAGGAGCUGGCGGGUGUGGGGACGGCAGGCUGUGAGGUGACUGUGAGCCUGGACAGUAAAGCCUCUCAGCGUCUGUCCUCAUCGUCGCCUACCUGUAUGUCCAUGCCCAACGCUGUGUCAGGAGGUUCCUCAGGUGCUGGCUCACCCCAGGAGACGGGCAAAGGCUCGCCUUCUCCCUGCUGCAUCCACACCUCAAUGGCCACGCCUCGUUCCCGGACUCGUAAGAGAGGAGGAGGGGCCAACAGCAGCGGUGACCCGGGGGUAAUCUCACCUGAUGAUGACAGUUCGUGCCCUCAGGCUUCUUCUUCAUGCUCAUCCCGCUGUGUGUACUGCCGCUCUGUUUUCAGCGCUUCGGAGAAUGGGCGGGGCCGCUGCAGAGAUGCCCCGGACCCAGCCCUGCACUGCCUGCGCCAGUGGACCUGUGUGUGGUGUGCAGAAAGUCUGCUGUACCACUGCAUGUCAGACUCUGAGGGUGAGUUCUGGGAGCCAUGUUCGUGUGAUGACUCUUUGGGGGGCCACCCGCACCCCCUUUGCUGUGCUCGCUGGUUGGCCCUCCUGGCCCUGUCACUCUUCGUGCCCUGCAUGUGCUGCUACCUGCCUUUGCGCGCCUGCCUGCGAUGUGGGGAGAGGUGUGGCUGCUGUGGGGGAAAGCACAAAGCGGUCCGAUGAGACCAGGCUAGGGGGUGAAAGGGGUUUCCUGGACCAGGGGGUUUGGACAUUGAGAGACGAAAGCAUCUGUAGUGAAGAAGGUGGCAAUAAGUAGGUGAAAACAGAUCUCUCAGCAGACCCAGACCUCUGACGUGUCCCUCCAAAGCCCCAAAGCCUUCCACUGCAUUGAGCUCUUUCUCUUUUCAACCUGGGGCCUUCCUCACUGGUCCACGCCUGCUGCAGGUGCACUGCUCUCAGACCAGGCUCUGUGGGAGUAAGCUGGAACCUUUAUUGUGGAUUUACUGAGGGAUGGCUGAUCUAGAGUUAGCUGUCUGGGACUAUCAUAGAAAGAUGGUGGCAACAAUGUGUACACUGUUUCAAAUGUCUGUUUGUUUUGUUUUUUUAUUUACAGAGAAAAUCUAAAAAAAAUGUUUAUAUAUAUGAUUGUUAAAAUUUUAAUUGGUAUAUUUUAUUAAAUGUAAAACACAUUGACAGAGUCCCCAAAUGGCACACACAUCCACGUAUUCAAAGACAUGAAAUCUUGGGGAAGAUUUUUGUUUCAUGUUGGCCUGUUUGUCGGUCAGAUGAAAAGACGUCACCCUUUACCUCUAAUUUUACCUCAGAUGUAACUCAAAACUUGGCUUUGAAUGGGGAAAAAACGGAGAUAGUGGCUUGGAGUAAGCAAGCACAAGUGUGUGCAGUCUUUAAAGAAAAGCAUCUGAGACUACUAGUAUUGUCCAUUAGUCAAAGUACCACAGUGAGAGAUAGGUUAUCAAAAGCAGAGACAAUUAUCGUUAAGGGAAGCUGCAAUGACAACCACAAAGACUUUAAAGUCAUAUUGUGAUCCAUAAUGGUCCUGUGUAACCAAACUUACUUAUGUUUUCUGGAAAGAAAAAGGAAAGAGAAUGUGUGUCCCGUAGUAAACACUUUCACUUUGCACAUCUUUCUCCCAUUUUUUUCAUGUAUUUUUAAUACUAAUCAUAAAAAACAUCACAUGCCACCACUGUACUUGUUGAAUCAGACAAGGUGCUUAUAACUGAGGCCUCUGAGUGAGUCUAUUCUACCUUCUAUACACAAUGACCACACACUCCCCAAAGAAAAACAAAAGGGACCCUGUGUUAAUUAGCCUGCAGAUACGUCUAGGUCUUUAAAGGAGAUGCGACCAAAAAAAAGAAAAAAGAAGUGCAAUGAACACUGUGUUCAAAGAGUAUUUUUGUAUCAGUUGUUCUCUUUAGGAAUAAUUUAGUUGAAACAGGAAAAGUGUUGGACCUGAAGAGGGUAGCGUGUUACUUUGUUUGAUAUCGAGCAUAAAAGGUAGAAAAGGAACACAAAACUGAGCAGCAGCUCGCAGUUAUAAUCGAUACUGUAAUCGUGUGUGCUGCAGACUGUUGACCCUAUGAUGAGAAGAGGCAACUAUACUUGAAAAAAAAUGAGUGAAGGUGGGUUGAUUUUGGACCACAGAGGCAGUCAUGUUGCUUUAACUAAAAUCCAGAAGCUGCUAUUGGAAGUGCUGCCUGAACGCUAUUUGAUCCAAAAAGUCAGACUGCCUCUAAGAAACCUGAGGUGUUUCAGUAGGAUCAGAAAAGAUCCUCCAUUUUAAUCCAAUCAAGAUGCAGAAAAUGCAAAAUAGCACACGAACAUUU
Molecule: messenger RNA, 3434 nt
Organism: Melanotaenia boesemani (Boeseman's rainbowfish)
Lineage: Eukaryota; Metazoa; Chordata; Actinopteri; Atheriniformes; Melanotaeniidae
Gene: spred3
Product: sprouty related EVH1 domain containing 3
Exons: 6
Coding region: 241-1812 (523 amino acids)
Biological process (GO): multicellular organism development; negative regulation of MAPK cascade
Cellular component (GO): membrane
Molecular function (GO): protein kinase binding
Source: RefSeq, a predicted model, not a curated record